Molecule: messenger RNA, 5299 nt
Organism: Carassius gibelio (silver crucian carp)
Lineage: Eukaryota; Metazoa; Chordata; Actinopteri; Cypriniformes; Cyprinidae
Gene: l3mbtl1b
Product: L3MBTL histone methyl-lysine binding protein 1b
Exons: 21
Coding region: 1523-3880 (785 amino acids)
Biological process (GO): regulation of DNA-templated transcription
Cellular component (GO): nucleus
Molecular function (GO): zinc ion binding; protein binding
Source: RefSeq, a predicted model, not a curated record
GCAGUAAACAACGAUACGAACAGAGAGUGCGUUUCUUGUUUAAUACUUUUCAACCACCGCGGAUAUUUUCAACGAGGUUUAAAAACCGUAAAGAUAAAUAGAAGUGGCAAGUUUGUGCAGAAGAAAUUAAAAGCAUGCAAUUUAAUAUUUCCUCAGGUCUGCGUGCACCCGAGUUGAUAUAUUUCUAUACGGAUGAAUGACAACUCACUCCAAGUGCCUCGGGAAAUGUUUUUCUUCUGGAGAAGCGCGUGAAACUGUUGGUUUGGUUUAUUGUAGGAUGCGCUGCUAAUGUUAGAGCUAGCAUCAGUCGGGCUAACCACAUUCCGUGACAAGGGGAAAGUAAGGAGUUUGUUGACGAAGGAGAAAACAUUGCGUUUUAAUAAAACAAGUUGUACACUUGCCCUUCCCGUGUUGGUUAAAGGUCCAAGCGACGUGAAUCAGACCAGAUAACUGUUAUAAUUCACAUACUUUAAACGUGUCGGCGGCCCUUAGCUAUGCUCCGCCAUUUUGUGUGUCAGUCGAAUGCUAAUAAUGGGCGCUCGCACUUUAUUUAUGCUAAGAAUAAAUUCCGUCCUCACUUAAAAUAUCCAAACAAAUGUUUUUUACCAAACUAGGCGAGCCUUUAGAUGAUGUUUCCGAGGUGACGUUACAGCACGGUCAGGGAUUUUGAUGAAAUUUAGAUUUAUGAUAAACGGCAGGUCAAGAACGUUAUUACACUAUUGCACGUUUCAUGCGAACCAUAACGUCCUUAAAUAGCGACUUCAUUAUUUAAAACAAAUCCGUCAUAGAUGUGUUCGUUUUAACUUGUCAUCCCAAGUAUCCGCGAGGUUCUAAAGUGCAGAUUUAUCGAGAUUCCUUUAAAACAAGGAAAAACUGAACUUGUUCGACUAACUUUACUUUUAAUCGCUUUCAUCCAUUAGUAACAACCAAAGUGGGUUAAAUGUGUCAGUAAGAGUCUGCAUACAGAGCUAGACCCUACAAAUUGACAUCAUAACUGUAAAGAAAUACAUAUUUUGGUGCUCGUUGGAGUGCUUGGGUCUGUCCGUCCUGCGAGCAGCAGUCGCCCUCUAGCGGCCCUGAGCGGAACUACGAGCGCCGCGCUGCUCUUUCGUGAGUUGCGGACGUUUUAGCCGCAGUCCAAACAUUGUUUUCGAGGCGAUGUCGGCAUAUUUGAAUAACGGAAAGCGCAGUUUUGUGUUGUUUACUAUAACAGUGUGUGCUGACCUACCUAAUUAAAAACGUCUUCGCGAAUUUCAUAUACGCUUUUUCGUUAUGGAAGUGAUUAUUAAUAGGCAUGUGAAGAUCACUGACCAUAGACGGUACAAUGACUAGUAUUUUAAAACUCAAGUCAUUUAUAAUAGAAAUCAAAGGAAAUAAAGCAUUUGUAUCCUAGUCUCAUAUUAUAUUGCAUUCAAAGUUUUCUAUGCCACCCACAGUAGAUUUUUUUGGUUUUGAAAUGCACUGAUGGGCCUCAACAAAGUCCUCAAGACUUGAAAUAAUUUAAAAUAGCAUUAAGGUAAAGAUGGCAGAGACAUCUACAAGUGAUGGUCCUGUCGUAGGAGCCGAUUUUGACAUGAUGAGUGCUCUUGAUUGGAAGGACGGCAUAGCCACCUUGCCAGGAAGUGACAUUCGGUUUCGGAUGACUGAAUUUGGUACCCUGGAGAUCGUCACAGAGGUGGAGCCCAAAGUUAAAGAGGCGGAGCUUACCGGCCCACAGCCUCAAACUACAGGCACCAACAACACUCAUUCUCCUGAUCAAAACAAGACGUCAAUUCAGACCUCAAAGCCCCAGUCAAAUACAGAGCAUCAGACAAAUACAGUGGUUUCCACUGAGCCCCACAGGCAGGCAGGGGGCAACAAUGCUGUGGAAAGCCCCAGUGUGAGUACAGUGCCCAAUGCCAUUGUUCCCAUGACUGAGGCGACUGCAAACUGCAGGUCAUGUGGUCACUCUGGUCCACGCGAAUCCUUUCUACAAGGCAAAUACUGCAGUGCUCCUUGUGUACAGCCCUCAAGUGGCAGGUCAACCCCAGCUGAGGCUGUCGAAGGGGAACGUUUAGGUAAACGUGUGAGAAAGAAGAAGAAGAUGUUUAUGGAAUCUGGAGAUGAAGAGGAGGACAACAUCGAGGAGGAAGAGGAGAAGGUUAAAUCCUCAAAGGGGAGACGAGCAGCUAAAGUUGCUAGACUAGUGACUGCACCUCUGGUUAAGAAGAAAACCUGGAGUUGGUCAGCGUAUCUAGAGGAGGAGAGAGCCAUUACUGCUCCCUUGAAACUUUUUAAGGAGCACCAGUCGUUUCCUCAAAGCAGGAAUGGAUUUAAAGUUGGCAUGAAGUUAGAGGGCUUGGACCCCAGUCACCCUGCUCUCUUCUGCGUUUUGACUGUUGCAGAGGUGCAAGGCUACAGGAUUCGGCUUCACUUUGAUGGUUACCCUGAGUGCUAUGACUUCUGGGUAAAUGCUGACUCAUGGGAUGUGAAGCCACCAGGCUGGUGUGAAAAAAUGGGCCUCAAGCUAUUGCUGCCAAAAGGCUGCAGAGAUGGAGAGUUUAACUGGAACACAUAUGUAAAGAACUGUAGGGGUCAACUGGCCCCCAAACAUCUCUUCAAGAGUCUUAAUACGUCGGUCACACCGUCAGGAUUCCGCGCCGGGAUGAAGCUGGAAGCCAUUGACAGGAAGAACCCAUCACUCAUCUGUGUCGCAACCAUUGCUGCUGCUGUCGACAACCGACUCCUCAUUCACUUUGACAACUGGGAUGAUUCAUAUGACUAUUGGUGUGAUGCCAGCAGUCCAUACAUUCAUCCGGUAGGGUACUGUGAGGAGGCCGAGUUAACACUCACUACACCUGCAGAUUAUAAGCCUCCCAAGGUUUUCACUUGGGAGAAGUACCUUGAGGAAACUGGAGCCCAGGCUGCACCAGCAAGAGCCUUUAAACAGAGACCACCACAUGGCUUCCAAGUCGGGAUGAAGCUGGAGGCAGUGGACAAGCGUAAUGCCAUGCUCAUCCGUGUAGCCACCAUCUCUGAUGUCGAAGACCACAGAAUCAAGAUCCAUUUCGAUGGCUGGAGUGAGGAGUAUGAUUAUUGGCUAGAUGCUGAUAGCCCAGAUCUGCACCCAGUAGGCUGGUGUCAGAAGACAGGUCAUCCUCUACAACACCCCAACGGUCCCAGAGUGUCUCCAGUGCCUCCAGGACAAGGCUGCCCAACCACAGGAUGCAACGGAGUCGGACACAUUAGAGGACCUCGGUAUGGGACACAUUACACGGCGGUGAGCUGUCCAUACUCAGAUGUGAAUCUGAAUAAGGACGGGCUGGUGCCGGACAGACUGAACGGAGAGAGACCGGUCACACUCAGUGGACCGCCGCGCCACCGCCGAGCUGAAACGCUCACUCAGACGCACCCUCCCACACCCAGCGCCGGCACCCCUGAACCCCCUGACACCACCACAGACGCCUGUCCUCCAGCUCACUCAGUGCGUGAGCACAUUGUGUCUGGCAGCGCUCCCAAAUGUGUCAAGCCACCUCAAGUGAAGCAGGAAGGUGACGGGAAAGAUUCUCUUCAGCAGUUCCUGCAUGAGUCUGUGUUUUGUGGAUGGGAGCCACCGAGGUUUCAUCUGUGUUGGGAAAAGCAUGGCAAACUCUUGCCUGAAGCUUUAGGCCUCACGGCUAAGAGUGUGUCCAAGUGGAACACAGAAGAGGUGGCAAGUUUUGUAAGAGGCCUGCCCGGAUGCAGAGAGCAUGCUGCCACCUUUAGGAAAGAGCAAAUCGAUGGCGAGGCCUUCCUGCUCCUUACUCAGUCAGACAUUGUUAAGAUUCUGAGCAUCAAGUUGGGACCCGCUCUUAAAAUUUACAAUUCAAUCCUCAUGCUGAAGAGCGCAGAUGAGGAGUAGACUGCUGCUCCAUCAAAAAACAUGUCUCGCCCCCACCGAUGUGUCCAGCAAACACAAAUGUUCAUUCAUUGGUCUCCUAGAUGGAUAUUGACAGAAUACGCCAAUUCAACAAAUUUUGUGAUCAGAAAUAUCACCGCACCUUAAGGCUGAUAUAGAUCUGAUGUCUCCCUUUCCGACUCUGCAAUCGCUCUUAAUUAGGACUGAUAUUCUCUUUUGAAACCAAUUCAUAUUAUACUCUGGGAGGGGGGAGUACACUACACUGAGGCACCUUAAAUUGUUCAAAGCUUAAACUUAAUUCUUUCAUUGUUGAUAUUUAUGUUUUUAUGGUUGCUAAAAUGACGGCUAAUUACGAUUGAAAGGCACAACGGUGGAGUUAUUACUUGAAAUGUUUUUUUUUUUUUUGUUAUAAAAAUGCAAAAAGACAUUUGUUUGUAAUUGAACACGCAUACUAAAUAAUCCAAGUGAGCCUGUUUGAGACCACUAGAGGGCAGCAGGAUUGUGUGUGUGUGUGUGUGUGUGUGAGAGAGAGAGAGAGAGAGAGAGCGUGUGUAUGUGAAAGACUUUUGCAAGCAUGUGUGAGUGAGAGAAAAAAAAAAGUAUAAAUGUGUGCUUGCAUCUAAUGUCAGGGAAUUCUUGCUCUGGGCAAAUCUGGAAUUGAAUGUCUCUGUUUGUACUUACUUCAGAUGAAAUGUUUGAUCUUGUAAAAUGCAUUUGUAAAUUGAAGAAUUGUAUAGUGAAUUGGACAGUGUGGAACGACUGAUUGGACUGACUCUAAAUAGAGUUAUGAAUAGAAAUGAGUGGGUGUGUGUGUGUGCUUCAAGCCUUUGAGACCCUGACAUUUUGCCUUGUACAUGCAUUCCUGAAUACUAAGACAGUUUGUUCUGUCAUUCACCGAACAAAAGCUUUUUGUACAUCUCAGACCUGCUGUAUAAUACAGCUGUAAUUCUCAGCUCUGCCUCAACUGAUUUUACAUGUUGUUCAUGUACUGGCUUGGAUUUGCAGUGCUUCUCAAAGUUGUCAGUAUAUGCACAUGCAUAUGCAGGUUGUUAUACAGUAGGUUCAGAAUAAUUGAUCCAGUUAGGGUUUGAAACUGGAGAAAAAUGUUAAAUUGGGGGUACAAAAAUUAAACCCUGAAUAAAUAUAGAUAAAAGUCUGCAGAUGCAUUUGGCUGUAAGUAAUAAAGGCAUUUAGAUGGUGAUGGAACAUUAAGAUCUGGGGAAUCAUCAUCACAGUGGUUAGGGUCAAGGAUGGGUUAAUAUCAGAUUUUGAUUGUUUUCUUUGGUUUAUGUGUGUGUUUGUAGAUUAAAUGUCUCUCUAAUCAGACUUUAUGUGUGACUGUGAGUUUUUUUUUUUUGGUUCAGUCUCAAAUGGAUGAAUGGAUAAAUUGAGUGAAAGAAUAAAUAAAAAUUUCCAACCCAA